GGUUCACUAACCACCAUUCAAUGAGGGUAUAUUUCUCAAAUCUGUAAUAUUUGAAAGAAAAUGAGCGAGGUCGCUCAAUUUAAAGUAAGUUCUGAUUUAUUAGACGUAGAAGAUGAGACGUUUGAGUUGGAGUUGCUUCGCAAUCCGUAUUCUUUAAGAAGUUGGCUACGAUACCUGUUAGCACGCGAGAGUUCUUCGCUUGAAAAGCGUGUUUUGUUGUAUGAACGAGCAUGUUCGGAAUUGCCUGGAAGUUACAAGAUAUGGAAAGCAUACUUGGAGUUGCGAUUGGCUCAUUUAGAGGAUCAAUCGUUUGUUUCAUGCCCACAGGCGUUCUUAGACGUGAACGGUUGCUUUGAACGAGCAUUGGUUCUCCUUCAUCGUAUGCCGGUCAUGUGGCAUAUGUACUUGAAGUUUCUCAUGCGGCAGCCUGAUGUAACUAAAAUUCGAAAGGUAUUUGAUGCUGCUCUUCGUGCUUUACCGGUGACACAACACGACGAUAUAUGGGCGUUAUAUUUAGAUUUUGCUGAAGAGAUAGGUGGCUUGUUUUGUAUUCAUGUAUAUAGAAGGUACAUUCAGCUUGAACCCCGCGCCGUUGAGUCGUAUAUAGAAGUCUUAGUCAAUUUGGAGUUAUGGAAUGAAGCCGCACAUCAGUAUAUGAGUAUCCUAAAUCGACCCGUUUUCCUUUCUAGCAAAGGAAAAAGUAACUAUCAAAUUUGGACCGAGUUUUCUCAAUUAAUCGUACAGCAUCCUGGCGAUAUAGAACAAAUAGAUGUUGAACGCGUUUUCCGGGCUGGUAUUCAUCGCUUCAUCGAUCAGGCUGGUAAGCUGUGGACUUUUUUGGCUCAAUAUUAUAUUCGUUUGGGAUAUUAUGAAAAGGCAAGGAGUAUCUUUUACGAAGGAAUCACUACUGUUAUGACUGUUCGCAACUUUACUCAAGUAUUUGAUGCGGCUAUUGAAUUUGAGGAACAAUGGCUAUCCAUGCGAAUGGAAAAUACGUCUAAAGAUGAAAUUGCGGUUGACUACCAUAUGUUUUGGUUAGAAAAGUUACUUGAUCAGCGUUCUUUGUAUAUUAAUGAUGUUAUUUUACGACAAAAUAUUAAUAAUGUAGACGAAUGGCAGCGCCGAACCACUCUGGUCGGCGAUGAUCGUGAAAAAAUUGUACAAGUCUACGCAGAGUGCUUACGAAAAGUUAACCCUAAAUUAGCUAUAGGUUCAUUUGGCUCGUUCUUUUCUAAUUUUGCCAAGUUCUAUGAGGAUAUUGGCGACGUUGAGCAGGCUAGAGUUAUUUUUGAAAAAGCCACGAAUGUGCCAUAUAAUUCCGUAAACGAACUGGCUCAAGUAUGGAUUAAUUGGGCCGAGAUGGAAUUGAGGUACCAGAAAUUUGAUACUGCUAGAAAAUUAAUUGGAGAUGCUGUUCAAGCCCCUAAAAAAAGCACCGUUAGCUUCUUUGAUGAAGCUUUAUCUCCGCAGGUUCGGCUUCACAAAUCCGCUAAAAUUUGGAUGUAUUAUUUGGACUUGGAAGAAAGUGUUGGAUCAGUAGACUCAACGCGUAGACUCUACGACCGCAUGUUUGAACUCAAAAUUGCGACACCGCAGGUGGUGGUUAAUUGUGCAAACUUUUUGGAAGAAAACGGGUUUUACGAAGAUUCGUUUAAAAUCUAUGAAAGGGGUGUUGCUCUUUUUAGCUAUCCCGUUGCGUUUGAAUUAUGGACUCUUUACCUAGUAAAAUUUAUUGACCGAUUUAAGGGAAAACAGUUUGAAAGAGGUAGAGAUCUUUUUGAACAAGCGUUGGAAGGUUGCCCACCAGAGUUUUCAAAAAGUAUAUAUUUGCUUUACGCGGAUUAUGAAGAGAAAUACGGAAAAGUGAAACGAUCUAUUUCAAUUUUGGAGAAAGCUUUUAAAAAUGUUACCCCUAAAGAUCGUCUCAGCGUCUUCAACGUAUUAUUGCUCAAAGUAGCAUCAAACUAUGGUGCGCUUGCUGCUCGCCCUGUUUACGAAAGAGCUAUUGAAAUUCUUGAUGAUGCAGGAGUAAAAGAUGUGUGCCUUCGCUAUGCAGAAAUGGAAACACGAUUGGGUGAAAUUGAUCGUGCUCGUGCUAUCUUUACCCACGGAAGUCAGUAUUGCGACCCUCGAGUAGAAACGGAAUACUGGCAGCGUUGGCAAGAUUUUGAACUUAAAUACGGAAAUCCAGAAGAAACAGUCAAGGAGAUGCUUCGUAUCAAACGCUCCGUCCAAGUAAAAUACAGCACAAAUACGUUGAAUAUUGCAAAGCAGGUUGCCUCGAUGGAUACAUCUUUACCAUCUGGAGAUGCUAUGGAACAAUUAGAACGAUUACAGGAAAAUUCCAAACCCUUAGCAGGGUUUGUUCCUUCAACUACAGGACCAGAAGGAGGUGUACGGCAAAGGGAUAUUGUGGAACAAGAAGAACAACAAAAAAACCCUGAUGAAAUAGAGUUAGGCUAAUGAUUCACUAGACAAGAACGUCAAAAAAAAUACAGGUUUGAAAUUUGUUUCAUUAAUUAAUUAUAUGAGAUGUAUGAUCCACA
This is a messenger RNA of Schizosaccharomyces cryophilus OY26, 2546 nucleotides long. Its product is annotated as complexed with Cdc5 protein Cwf3. The transcript is spliced from 2 exons. The record is from RefSeq and is a predicted model, not a curated record. Gene Ontology annotation, cellular component: post-mRNA release spliceosomal complex; Prp19 complex; U2-type catalytic step 2 spliceosome. Bases 61 to 2463 code for a protein of 800 amino acids. NCBI's taxonomy places the organism in Eukaryota, Fungi, Ascomycota, Schizosaccharomycetes, Schizosaccharomycetales, Schizosaccharomycetaceae. Gene Ontology annotation, molecular function: protein binding. Gene Ontology annotation, biological process: generation of catalytic spliceosome for first transesterification step; mRNA splicing, via spliceosome.